This is a messenger RNA of Osmerus eperlanus (European smelt), 2240 nucleotides long. It is a transcript of the gene tubb1, whose product is annotated as tubulin, beta 1 class VI. The transcript is spliced from 4 exons. Bases 301 to 1644 code for a protein of 447 amino acids. Gene Ontology annotation, biological process: mitotic cell cycle; microtubule cytoskeleton organization. Gene Ontology annotation, cellular component: cytoplasm; microtubule. NCBI's taxonomy places the organism in Eukaryota, Metazoa, Chordata, Actinopteri, Osmeriformes, Osmeridae. Gene Ontology annotation, molecular function: structural constituent of cytoskeleton; GTP binding; GTPase activity. The record is from RefSeq and is a predicted model, not a curated record.
UCAGGUGUGUGUGUGUCUCAGGUGUGUAUCUCAGGUGUGUGUCUCGGGUGUGUGUUUCAGGUGUGUGUGUGUCUCAGGUGUGUGUGUGUCAGGUGUGUGUCUCAAGUGUGUGUGUGUGUGUGUCAGGUGUGUGUCUCAAGUGUGUGUGUGUGUGUCAGGUGUGUGUGUGUCUCAGGUGUGUAUCUCAGGUGUGUGUCUCAGGUGUGUGUGUCAGGGGUGUGUGUGUCUCGGGUGUGUAUCUCAGAUGUGUGUCUCAGGUUUGUGUGUCAAGUGUGUGUGUAUCUCAGGUGUGUCUCAGGUAUGUGUAUCUCAGGUGUGUGUCUCAGGUGUGUGUUUCUGUCCCCAGGGGGUAAGUAUGUCCCCAGAUCUCUGCUCAUUGAUCUGGAGCCUGGCACGAUGGACAGUGUGAGGGGCAGCAGGAUCGGAAAGCUCUUCAGGCCCGACAACUUCAUCCACGGAAACUCUGGGGCAGGAAACAACUGGGCUAAGGGUCACUACACGGAGGGUGCAGAGCUGGUGGAGCAGGUGAUGGACCGUGUCCGUAGCGAGAGCGAGGGCUGCGACUGUCUGCAGGGGUUCCAGUUCGUCCACUCCCUGGGCGGUGGCACCGGCUCAGGCAUGGGCACCCUCCUCAUCAACAAGAUCAGAGAGGAGUACCCUGACCGCAUCAUGAACACAUUCAGUGUCAUGCCCUCCCCCAAGGUGUCAGACACGGUGGUGGAGCCCUACAACGCCACCCUCUCCGUGCACCAGCUCAUUGAGAGCACGGACGAAACCUUCUGCAUCGACAACGAGGCGCUCUACGACAUCUGCUUCCGCACGCUCAAGCUGACCACGCCCACCUACGGCGACCUCAACCACCUGGUGUCCCUGACCAUGAGUGGGGUCACUACCUCCCUCCGCUUCCCCGGCCAGCUCAACGCCGACCUCCGCAAGCUGGCCGUCAACAUGGUGCCCUUCCCCCGCCUGCACUUCUUCAUGCCGGGCUUCGCGCCGCUCACCGCCAGGGGGAGCCAGCAGUACCACGCCCUCAGCGUGCCCGAGCUCACCCAGCAGAUGUUCGACCCCCGCAACAUGAUGACGGCCUGCGACCCCAGGAGGGGGCGCUACCUCACCGUGGCGGGGAUGUUCCGCGGCGCCAUGUCCACCAAAGAGGUAGACGAGCAGAUGCUGGCCGUGCAGCAGAAGAACAGCAGGUACUUCGUGGACUGGAUCCCACACAACGUCAAGGUGGCCGUGUGCGACAUCCCUCCCCGGGGCCUCAAGAUGGCCGCCACCUUCAUCGGCAACAACACGGCCAUUCAGGAGAUUUUCCGCCGCAUCGGGGAGCAGUUCACCCUCAUGUUCCGCCGCAAGGCCUUCCUCCACUGGUACACGGGCGAGGGCAUGGACGAGAUGGAGUUCACGGAGGCUGAGAAUAACCUCAACGACCUUGUGGCGGAAUACCAGCAGUACCAGGACGCAACAGCCGACUUGGAGCAGGAGGAGGAGGAGCAGGAGGAGGAGGAGGAGGAGGAGGAGGAGGAGAGACCGUCAUCUAGUAUUGUGACAGAUCAAACAAGAAUGGAAACUAAGACUGAGAUGGUGACAGAGACGAGCACUGAGACUGUGACGGAGACCAGUGCUGAGACUGUGACGGAGUGAGGUGUGUUUGUGACAGAGUGAGGGUGUUUGUGACAGAGUGAGGUGUGUUUGAGACAGGUGGAGGUGAUGCCUUCACUGAGCCACAAGACGGUGUCAGGAAACCUCAACUAUUUUCUCUCAAAAGACUUGAAUUUUAGCUUUUUUCCUUAGUCUUUUACUCAUAUAAUUGUACAGUAUAGAUACAUAUUGCCUUAUAUCGCUUACUGAGUGUGCUAAUAAUAAUCAUUCACAUGCUUUAAAAAAAAAAUGCUGGCUGUACUGCGAUUUUGUUUAAUUUUUCAGUUGUGAUAUGAAAAUAAAAUGUGUACAGAAUUUUUAUUUACAGUUUUCUUCCUAUAUUACAAUUAUAUUGUUUGACAUUGUAUGAUUCAUUUAGAACUUAAUAAUGUGUCAUUGUACUGUUGUAAACAACAUGGAUGUCUUAAAUUGGUUUAAAUGAAGAUUAACAGUAUGUGUUUUCAUAAAGUAAUCUUCACAAUUCAGUAGGAUUACAUUUCAUUUACAUAAACAAGGAGCUUGGAGGAACAAGGAGAUUUUGGUCACUGUGUUUGUAAGAACAUUUUUACUGAGAAUUUAAUAAAAAGUCGAAAACCAGA